Molecule: messenger RNA, 1992 nt
Organism: Chara braunii
Lineage: Eukaryota; Viridiplantae; Streptophyta; Charophyceae; Charales; Characeae
Source: the annotation of a GenBank genome assembly
GUGUCUGUCACUUCUGUCAGCUGCCUGGCCAUUUUAUUAGGGAGUGUCCCUUCCGGUACCAGCUGAACGGAGCGGAGAUGGCGGCGUGCAUUCGUGAUGGCGGAGCGGCUGGGCCGAAUAGGAACGACUCCAAUGGCAUUCUGCUGGCACCACAGCAGGGGAGUAGCGCUUCAACUUCGAACGCUAUCGUCCCGUACCAAGGGCCACAGAGCAGGAGCUAUAAUGGUAAUAGUGAAGGCUAUAGCGGUUAUGGCGGGAGUUAUAAUUCUGGAGGAAGUCAUAAUAAUCGGCAGCGAUAUGCAAGGCAAUGGAACGGAGGAUACAUGGAUCGAGAAAGGGGUCGGGACGAGAAGAUUGACAGGUUGUACGGUCUCUUGUCGGAUCAAGUAGAAGAGAGGGAGCAGCGGAAGAGGGAGGCUGCUAAGUUGGAGUUGCUUGAGGAAGAGAAAAAGAAACUUCAGGCAGAGGAAGAGAAGAAAGUACAGGCGAUCAAAGAAAGGGAGCAGCAGGAGGCUAGACUAGGGAGGAUAGUCAGAACAAGCGUCAAGGCGGUUUGUGAAUCGGCACUCGGAAGGAAGGUCGACAUUCCCGAGGACGAGGAUGGUGAAGUGACUAAGCUAAGAAAGGAACUGGAAGACCUGCGGGCGAAGAGUUCGGUGGAGACGAGUGCCUCACGAUUGGAGGCUUUACGAAAAGAGAAGGAGGCUCUAUUAAGGAUGAGAAACCAAGAAGGUGAGGAGGAGCGAUUGCUCAAAGAAAUAGCGGAACUGAGGAGCAGAAAGGAACUUGGGCCAGUGACUGAAGGGAAACAGGACGAAAUUAUGGCACUACAGCUGCAGGUGAAAAAGUUGAGUGCUUUCCGUACUGCUCUGGAACAAAAAAAUGCUGAAGUUUCUGCUCUGAAAUCGGAGAAUAGUCAUCUUAAGAAGGAAUUUUCUGACUUACGAGAGGACUUCAUCCUCCUCAGGAGUAAGAGGAGCGCAGGAGCGGUGACUGAAAGCAGCCCACCCGAAGAACCGGCGAAGGGCAAGCCGCGAGCAGAAUCAUCUACCAUGGCUAUGUACACACCAAAGGAUAUGGAGGAUCUUUGGAAGGCCUAUAAGGAUGCCUUGGCUGGGAAAGAGAUCGCAGUGAAGGAAGCGGAAAUGUGCAAGGAGCGCAUGGCGAGAAUGGGUGCCUCGCGUAUACGUCUGUCAUCUCGAAGGGCUUCAGUGAGAAAAACAACACCGCGAAAUCUCAGGACCAGCUUCCAAGGGGUUGAGGUCAUGUCGGAUGAUGAGGGGAAAGAUUCCGACAAGGACAAGGAGAAGGGGAAGACACGUGAUAUAGUCGAUGUGACGCAUGAUCUGGAAGUCGCGAAGAUGGCGGGGUUUCGAGAGAUCCGAUUGAAAGAGCUACGGCAAGCCAAGAAGGUGGACAUGGAAGCUGCCUGUGAAGAUGAAGGCAUCACGUAUAUCAAGUUAGAUCAGGCCAGGGAUGACGUGGCCGAAAUCCGGGCCAGUCGGGACUAUGCUGCAUGGCUGAAGGAGAAAGAGUCGCGGGAUGAAGAAGAUCGGGAUCAGCAGUACACAACUUCCAAUGAGGACGUUGGGGAUGAGUGAGGGGACUCCCUGAGCGUGUCACAGCUAUGGGAACUGGCCCUAUUCUGUCGAGAUUUCUGGGAAGAUUUGUCGGCUGAUCACCUUCAGUAUGUGUAUAGAGUGGUCGUAAUUCCGCUUAUCCUGCAAGGAGAAAUUCCGUGGUGCGAUAAGUUCUUUAACUAUGUCGUUGCGCUUGUUAAUAAGAAAUUUGAUUUUACCUCUUGCCCUGGUCCGAUAGUCUACGCACUAGUAUCGCCUUGGUAUCGACAUGUAUAUGUGGGGUGCACUAAGAGGUCGGUCAAGGAAAGGUGGAAGGAGCACGUGGCAUGCACGUUACCGCUUGGAAGUGGGAAGGGCAAUAGGAAGUUGUAUAGGUGGUUGCGUAGGGUAGGAAUCAAUUCUUACGUUGCAA